Molecule: messenger RNA, 2913 nt
Organism: Ceutorhynchus assimilis (cabbage seed weevil)
Lineage: Eukaryota; Metazoa; Arthropoda; Insecta; Coleoptera; Curculionidae
Source: the annotation of a GenBank genome assembly
CUCGUAUCGUGCCAGUAAGGAGGGUCAUCACACGGUCGUUUGCCGGUUUGCGGGGAAAACUAACGAGCGCCGUCAUCGAUUUUACUUGCCUGCUGGGCCUUGAAAGCGGACCUGAAUAUACGAGAAUGGAGAGCGCAAUAAUAACCGCCGAGUCAAAAUGUCCAACAUCUCCCAAUCUAGUUUGGAACAGAAAAUCCAUGUCUCUGAGCAAAAAGUGGCGAGAAUCGGACACAAUCAAAUUCGUCGAACUCUACGAAAAAUCCGAAUGCCUUUGGAACUUCAGACAUCCGGCCUACAAAAACCGAAACGCCAGAGACAAAGCCAUCCAGUAUAUUGUUGACGAAAUGAAUUUACCUGAUUUUGGCUCAAACGAACUAAAAAACAAAAUCAAAAACAUCAGGAGCACAUACCAGCAGGAAGUCAACAAAAUAAAAAAAUCAAAGCAGAGUUUCGUUUUGGAAGAAUACAAAACAAAUCUGGCCUGGUUUCCAAUUGCUGACAGGUUUUUAAGUGGCGUAAUCAAUAGUGCCAAAACUACUCUUGCCAAGACUGAAGAAGAAGAAUUGACGUACUAUCAACCAACCGAGUCCCUCUAUAGCCUUGUAGAAACUGAAAUGACAAAUAACGAAGAAUUAGAACAAGAAAAUGAUGGCCAAUUCGAAUUUGCUCCUUUCAACAUCAACGCUGAUCAAAUUAAAGAAGAAGUUGAAGAUUAUAUGCCUUUGCAACAAGUCAAAAAGAUGAAAUUAAGUCAUUUAAAUUUAAAUGAUUCUAAUGAAGCGCAAUCAGAUGAAGUACUUACCCAAGUCCAACUAGAAGAUUUCAACGAUAUCAAAGACGAAUGGUACCAUUUUGGCAACAAUGUUUCUUGUCAGUUGAGGAAUUUGCCUUUGGAAAGGGCCUUGAUGUGCCAAAAAAGGAUCGUUGAGAUUUUGACUGAAGAAAGGCUGGAUUAUAUUAAGAAUUUGAAUCAGUGACGAAUUGUUAGGCUUAAGAAAAAAAGGAAACAAUGUAAAAAAUUGUAAUUAUUUAUAUAUAUAAGUAGAUUUGUAUAUAUUACAUUUUGUAUAUAUUACAGGGUUUUGUUUGGAAUAAAUUUCAACAGGAAUAUUAUUAAUUUUGUGGCCUAGAAAUUAAUUGUAUAGUAUUCGAGAUUCGUACAAAAAAGUAAGUUUAUAUUUAUCAGCGGGCCUGCAUUUAGUCAGGGAGCACGUGUUAGGAAUCGCUUGAGUACAAAGAUUAUAUUGGUUUGAAAUUAUUCGGUUUAAAUUAUUGUAAAUUAUUUUUCAAUAUUCUUAAAUAUUUAAUGCAAGAAAUUAAGUACUUAAUCGAAUCCAAAACAAUACGAUAAUACUUUAUGCAAAAUAAAUUUAAUUGAUGCUCUUGGACUAAAUGUUUUCUCAACCCUCAUCUGUGGAGUUUUUGCUGCGGUUUGUUUAUGCGAGCAUCCCCGACAAAAAAAUAGUUUUUUUUGUAGGAAUCUCGAAUAUCUGUGGCGACGACUAUAUCAGUUUUUGAUCAAAGUUCUUGAUAGCUCUUUGAUGAGACAUCGAAAAGUGAUUUUACAUAGUUUAUAGAGAAAAUGUCCUUUUCAAUGAUAUGUAAUUGCUCAGGAUUUGACAAAUUUGCUCUAUUUUAUUGUAGCAGUUUGUAAACCUUGGAGGCCAAAAUCAAUGAUUUUGUUCUGGUAAGUCAAUGAAGAGAGAAUUGCUUUUUUACUUGAUCAAUGUCGCUAGCUAUAGACCAGGGUUGCUUUACUAAUAUCUUUGGUAAACGAUUUAACAUAAUUUUGUCUCAGAUUUUGCCUUACAGAUUCGGUAAGUAAUGCCGAUUUGAUUCGAACGUAAUUAGGUUCUAAUUAAAGUCAAUUAAAUCAUAUACAAACUUGUUAAUUACGAUUUUAAUUUGUUUUCAAUAUUAUUGUAGCUAUAAUAAGAAGCUUCAGAAUUGAAAAAUUGAAGUGAGGGAAAAUUUUUCAAAAACGACACUGAGAAACAUUUUGCCUCACAGCUCUGAUAAUCAUAGUAACUUUUUAAAGAAUUUUUCUCUUCAGAUUAAUCUGUGGUUGUGGUUCAGAAAACGUCAUUUGAAUUUCAGAUGUCAUCGAUUCAGUGUAUUGGAUAAAAUUUAUAAUGGGUCACCUAUACACCUAGGUUGUUUCGAUUUGGGAAAAUCUGUGUAGGUACCUGAUGCGCUCAGCGUUCAAAUUUCCAUGCGCGUCACAUUACAUAGUAUUUCUUAUACCUACUCCUAAUAAAAUAAAUAUCCAUUAUUAUCUGAAAUACAACUGAUGAUUUCUGAACUACAUCAUCUGACAAAUUCUAAAAUAUAAUUCACGUUUUCUGAAAUACAAUUAUUUAAUCUACAAUACAAUUGACUCUUUCCGAAAUUAAAUUAACUAAUUUGAAAUACAAUUGACGCUUUCUGAAAUAAAACUGACGGUAUCUGAAAUACAUAUGGAAAAGGUGUAGUUAUACACUCUUGAUAAUGUUCACCAGAGUCACUAUUACUAUCGGAAUUACUAUCAUCACUUAUGUUGGUCAUAAUAACCUCACUGUGCGAAACAUUUGGUUCUUCAAUCAUUGCCUCUUCAUCAUCCUGUUCACAAUUAACGUUUAAGUACUGUCGUCGUCCUGAGGUUUGACACUAUCUAUUAAUUUCAACCUGUUCACUAUUUUUAUUUUCAUGUUCCUUCUUUAUAUAAUUCAAAUAACGUAUCUAGUUUCCUUUUUUGAUUUUUAUAGUACUGCUUUCGAUAUUAUUACUAUUAUCAAUGUUAUCUCUCCUGCUAAUGAAUGAUGAUUUCUAGCAGUUACCUAUACAUUUGGGGGGUUUUGUGUAGAGUUUUUUUUAAUUAAAUUUGCAAUUUCUAAUGAGGAUUGAACCAUUAUUCAUUUGCAUUUUGUGAUUUCU